Anneissia japonica is the source of this 1981-nucleotide messenger RNA. RefSeq lists its product as uncharacterized. Lineage: Eukaryota; Metazoa; Echinodermata; Crinoidea; Comatulida; Comatulidae. The transcript is spliced from 4 exons. The coding region runs from base 172 to 1071 and encodes 299 amino acids. The record is from RefSeq and is a predicted model, not a curated record.
UCUCCUCUAUACAAAUCUCUAACUCAAAGUGAUUGUAUGAGGAAUGGGAUCAAGCGAAUUAUUAUACCUUGCGUCAAAAGUAAGGCGUCAGUCAUCAGGUAGGCCUAACUGAAGAGGUGAAUACAGGCAGUAAAGGGCUUUUCAUCAUAAUCUGUCAAACUCUGGUUGAAAAUGAGUGAUUCGCAGGCUUGUUCGUACUUCCUAAGCACUGGUCUUAUGACCCUCAUUGCGAUUGCAAGUGCUGUGUUCGCUGGCUUAGCAUCAACAGACGCCGGGGUUGAUCUUGGAAUAUACGAAAACAAAACUGAAGAGCUUUCGGAUUUGUACAGUAUCGAAGCAACUCCAGCAGAUUGGGCAUUCUCUAUUUGGGGAGUCAUCUUUUUGUUUGAGAUCCUCUGGAUUGCCUACGCUUUAUCAACGUUAUGCCGCUCAAACGAAGAAGGCCCUGUUUAUUCAGUCGCACCUGUCCUGCCACCUGGAUUUACUUUGCUGUAUAGCGUCAACCAGGUGCUUCUGGUCGGCUGGCUGUUCCUCUGGGAUCGGCAGUACAUCAGCUAUUCUUGCCUGGAUUUGUUCUUUAUUUUUGUGACUGGCGCCCUCUGUCUGUGGAUCAAUUACAGACGAGUAAAUGAAUACAAGUCAUAUAUGCAAGAGAAUCUCAUGGGUGACUUAGUGGCUAACUAUCUUUUGGUUCAGAACGGCAUCGCACUGUUAACAACCUGGACCUUCGUCGCGACCCUUCUCAAUGGCGCCAUCGCUCUGACGUAUGAAGACGCGACCGGGUUGGAUGACAUGUUGUCGUCCACAAUAAUGUAUAUUGUAAUUACAUUCGUAAUUACCUUGUACUUCGUCCUGGAUGUAACCAUAUGGGAAAAACACACACGCUAUACCUUUGCACCCUACAUCGUCAUAAUAGUUGCCAGCUUAGGAAGCCUUGAUUUCGAUUUCGAUUUUGAAUUUGAUUUCAAUGUUGACACCUCCACGACUAUUUUUGAGUUGGUUGCUCUUGGCCUAAGUUGUGUUUUUCUGAUCUGUAAAUUUUUCCGUACUUGUUAUGCUGCAAUACGUUAGUCCUAUUAGGAUUAAGAACGGCCAAACUGCUAUACACUUGUUAUACACCGAUUCCAAUUGGACAAAAAUAUUUUUGGGAAAUAAAUUUUUGUCCAUAUUUGCCUGUCAUACGUCAACGUAUGUUCGCACGGGUGUAUACCAGUUUGGGUAUUUGGUCAGUUUCGUUUAUGCUAUGUUUGAUGGGCAUUUUUCACACAAGUAAACUAAAACAUGUAGUCCAGGCCCCUAACCAGGUGUUUAGGGGGUUUGGCCGAAUCCCCAAUUGGCCAGGUUACUGCUCUAGUAUUGUAUCAUAACUAUGUUUAUUAAAGAAAGACUAGCUAAAUCGAUUUGGGAAGGAGAUUGAAAGGAAAAGGGAGAAAACAAACCUAAAAACAAAUAACAAAACACUGAUUAUUUUACAUAGGCUUAUUACAUAUUCGGGUACUCUCAUUGUUAAUAUUCACUAAGGUUUUUAAACAAUAAAAAUAUAUUUUUAAAAUUAAGAAAUGCUGCGUAUUAUAGUCUUCCUUUUGUGAAUAUUCUUAUAUUUUUAUCAGGACAGCGGAUCAUAUUAUUUAUAAUAUUGGUAAUUGAACUUUGUUAUUUGACAAAUAUUUGGAUGUUAUUCACUAUAGAAUGGAAUUGCUUAACUUUCCUUAUCCAAUGCACGUUUAACAUUCUGAUAAAUUUUCAAUUUAUAUAAUAUUUUUAAUUUUACCAUGUAAUAUUUAAGCACUAAGGGCCAGCAUGUUAAAAAGUAUUAUCUGAGUCGUAAACUUAUACUAACAUUAUAAUUAUAUAGGCCCUAUAUAGGCUAUUUUUCAUUCUUAUAAUUAAAAUACCGACGUUUUAAUCAGUGAAACAUGUAUUAAAUUAAUUUCAUUUAUGUAAAGCUAAACAUUGUAAUAAAUACAAAUUGUUUUAUACA